AUGUUAUCAUUUUUCCGUUGUGCACCUUCAUCGCCUCAAUCGUAUGCUGCGUGGUUGUUGUAUACACAGAAGCGCACCAGCACCUGGAGUCUAACUAUGUGCACGAAUUUGUCUUGCUGUGUGUUGAUCAUAUGGCGACUAUGGCGCGUUCAUUCACAAGUGAUGUCACUUGUUGAACAGUCUGAGAAGCGCGGUCUGAAGUGGUUUCUCUCCGUAUUUAUUGAGAGCGCGGUCCUCUAUGUUUUCUGGACUGUGCUCUUCAUAAUCUCUUACGAGGCGUACACCUCCAGAAAUAACCUUGCAUUCCUGGUCGAGGACGCAUGGGCGCCCGUGUCUGGCAUUGCGUUCAUGCUCAUCAACAUCCGUGUUGGCCUGGGCUACGCGAUGCACACUAGUGUCCAGCGAUCCUCCACGGAUUGA
Sparassis crispa is the source of this 420-nucleotide messenger RNA. RefSeq lists its product as hypothetical. Lineage: Eukaryota; Fungi; Basidiomycota; Agaricomycetes; Polyporales; Sparassidaceae. Bases 1 to 420 code for a protein of 139 amino acids. The transcript has 7 exons. The record is from RefSeq and is a predicted model, not a curated record.